Molecule: messenger RNA, 960 nt
Organism: Effrenium voratum
Lineage: Eukaryota; Dinophyceae; Suessiales; Symbiodiniaceae
Source: the annotation of a GenBank genome assembly
AUGCUCAUCGCCGCAUCCACCAGCGCAUCCAUCGCCGAGUUUCCCGAGCGGACGGUCGAAUUGAUCCAUCCCUGGGGACCGGGAAAUGCCAUGUCGGUGAGCCAGUUGAUCGCCAAGGCCAUGGGUGAAGAACUCGGUGUCGACAUGCCCGUGAUUUCAACACCGGGUGCCGCGGGCACGAAGGGGCAAAAAACAGCGAUGUCGCGGCCUGCCGACGGCUAUACGGUGUUUGACGGCUAUGUUGCGCCCCUCGUUUUGCAGCCCGUACUCGGGAAUGCCGACUGGACGUAUAGCGACUUCAAGCCACUCCAUUCGGCGGUUUCGAACGCGUUUGCGAUUGGCGGGCGUACCGACGAAACACGCUGGUCCAAUUUCGAGGAGAUGAUGGAAUACGGCCGGGAACAUCCGGGCGAACUUCGCUAUUCUUCGGGCUCGCGAAACAACCUGCCUCACAUGGUGAUUGCGAAAGUGCUGCAGUCCUAUGGUGUGGUCGCCCAGAACAUCCCCUACACGCAGGACGGAAAUGCGGUCAAGGACCUGAAGUCCGGCGUCCUCGAUUUCUCCUUCAUCAAUGUCGGCAACUACAUUCAGGACAAGCCGGCUUUCAACAUCAUGCUGGUACUGUCCGAGCUUCCCGGCGCCAAGGCCUCGUAUGACGGCGCGCCCAGCAUUGCGGAUCUCGACAUCGAUCUCGGGCUGUCCGGUCUGGCACCGAUGGGAUGGACCUGGUGGAUCGUUCACAAGGACACACCGGACGAAGUCACCGGCAAACUGCGCGCUGCAAUGGAUGCCGCCAUGCAGAGGCCGGACGUUCGCGAGGCAAUCGAAAAGGUCGGGUUCGUUCCCCUGGACUGGGAUCACACCCAGUAUGACGAGGUCGUCGGACCGGUGUCCGACCAGCUUUCCGCAAUGGGCAAUGCCCUGAAAUGGGAAGAAGAUGAGCUGAAGAAACUGCGAUAA